AGGUGUGUGCGUGUGUGUGUGUCAGUUAGUGUGUGUGAGCACAUUGAGAGUCAGUGUCAGGAGUGUGUGAAACCAUGCCAUGGCCCAGUUUCCUGUCCGGCUCAGGAAAAACAGAGCGAGGAGAGAUAUUCAGCUUCUGUAUCUGUAUGCGGUUGUCAUGGCGGCGUUCUUCAUAUCCAUAUCCUCCGUCGAGUCCGUCCCAAAACCCAUCGCCCUGGAGCCUUGCUUUGGCAACAAAGCCGCCGUGCUCUCCAUCUUUGUGCGGUUACCCAGGGGCACCGGCGGCAUCCCUCCUCCAGGACAGUCUGGUCUGGCGGUGGCCAGCGCGCUGGUGGACGUCUCUCAGCAGAUGUGCGUUGGCUACAAGGAGAAGUCCGGAGGUCUGAGGAACCGCAAACAGCAGCCCACUGCACAGCCAUCCACCUGUAUCUGACCACGCCCCCGUCCUCCUCCACCACCCCACCACCCGACACUCUCCCAUCAGCCCCCCGCCUCGGCCUCCUCCUUCAGAGACUCCCGCCAGCUCCGCUCUGGCAGGGAGAGGUGCAUGCUGGGAAGCAGGACUGGAACAUUUUGGCGAGGGGCCGAGUCGUCCGGCGGACUGGGCUUCCCCUCCCUCUCCUCCGUCGGGAACUUUGGGUCCCCACGAACUGAGAGACAGAAACUGGACACAGAGCGGGGGAGCAGGGGAGGGAGGGAGGGACGGAGCGGGUGCUGACAUCACCCCUUCCCCUCCAGAAAAGAAAAAAAAAAAAAAAAACAUUUUACAUUUGUCGACACCGCCUCGUUAGAGUCGAGGCGGCCGCGGCUUGCUGCUAGAAGAGAUCCUCGUCUUGUAGUUUUGGAAAAAUCCAGAGACUUUGCAACCCUCGUUUUCACUUCUUAAGUUAUUGUUGUUUUUUAUGGUUUUAUUUUGAAGGCAGGAACAAAGUGGACACGUUCAGCUGCGCAUGCACACACACACUCACACACACUCACACACACUCACACACACACACACACUUCCAAAAUAACAACUUUCCAGGCCCUUGUAUCACUUGUAGCCCACUGUCGCCUGCUGUCAUGUUCACAGCUCAGCACUGAGGGCUACUGUCGCCGCAGUCCUGUACAGUUUGGCCUCCGAACAAGCUAACAGUAUGUUGAGUCUUCCUUUAACGAGGAUCUGCUGUAGGAGGCCGGCCGUGCAGCUAAAGCCCAUCGAAAGAGUCUGUGACAUUUCUAAUCGGCCUCUGUGUCGUCCGCCGCUGUCUUCUCUGUGUCCUGUCUGGAGCUUUGUCUCCACCCGUCUCUCUCUCUCUGUCUCUGCGGCCAUCUGGCUGCGCAGCCAACCACCUCUCCAGCCUCUCUGGCAGCGCGUCCGAGUACAAAACAAGACCGCAGCAACAUCUCAUCCACGCUGGUUGGCUGGAUCGUGAGCCAGCACCGAUUGAAACUUUUCCAGCUAAUUACUCCUCCAGUUGCACUGAAAGCCAGCGGCCACGCACAUACAGGUGCACACGCACGGCGCUCACACGCAGCCGGCGGUGAGCAAACCCUCCAGUGUUUAACGAUUGUCCCUUUGGCAGCGCCGCGCCUCGAGCCCGUGUGAAACAGGCUUCCUAUAGAUCGUCUGAUUGACUGGAGUGAUUAGGCCGGUGUGCGUGAGAGGAGCCGGGGCGACGGUUCAGCAUCCUUUGUGAUCGUUGCCUCAGAAAUCCAUCGCCUCUAAUUGCUGCUCACGUGUCCCCAAAUGCAGUGCAUGUCCCCUCUUCGAUGCCAGAAAUCCCGUUGCUUUCUCCCCGCCGCUCGAUGGUGAUUGUUCCGUGUCUCUGAGCUAUCUACGGCGGCCUAAUUAGCCCCCGCCACCGCAGUGACAUUUGUGUUCACACUGAUGCAGCUACAGCUGAGCUUUGAACAUAUGAACUGUACGGGGCAGACGACCUGAACAUGAAGCACACACAUAUGUUAAACUAACAGUGUUUGAUAAAUGGGACUUUUGAUUUGGCCACGUCUCAUAUUGAUUCUAAAAACACAGAAAGACGAGCACUUAACGUUUUCUCCUGUUGCCUGGUCUCUUGGGCUUCCUCUGUUUUUGGGCUCCAUGUGUGAGGCGGCUGCUUUUUCUGUUUUUCCUUCCUUUAUAUCUGCUUCACCUGCCUCUCUCUCCACAGCCCUUAUCUGGUCCAUUUUUAAAGAAGCAUUACUCCUUUGUGUCAGCUGGGGAAAAUGAGGGAAAACACAGAAUGAAAAACACAAAAAAGCAAAAACAGAAAACUGCUGGUUUGAAACAGAGCUGUUGCUUUGAAAUGUCACAGGUAAUGUUGUGUUUUGAAGGCAUCAGUGUGUCAGAUCUGUCUCCACCUGCCUCUUCCUCUUCUCUCCUCCAGCACCGAACAUCACAGCAGGCUUUAAUAAGUCUAAAGUGGUCAUCUUUGUAAAGUAUGAGUUGCAUACUACAACACCUGCAGGUCUCCGACUGAAGGCACCGAUAUAGAAAAUAUAUCUCCUCUUCCCUCGCCAAGUUAUUAACUUCCCGCCCUCGCAGAAGUACAGUAAUAGAACAAUUUAAUAACUCGUAUUCUGCCCUAAAGAAUGCGUCGUAUUUAGUUCCAGGCUUUCACAUGUGUUCAGCAUACUAGAACUGCUCAGCGUCUGGUUAAAGGGCACACUUUUAGCACUGGGAAAAGGUCAGAGCAGAAAGCAUGAACAAAGUUGACAUUCUGUAAUUAUAGAGAGUUGGAUGUGCUCACAACUCCACUCAGCAACCCCGGCGAGCGUUAAGGAGUCAGCUCUGCUCGCACAGGAGUGAAAGCACUUCACUUAGACUCUGCAUUAUCAGGCUUAUUUUUGGGGCUCUUUUCUCCAGCAGAGGAAGCUUCUCUAACAGUUGUGUCUGAGCAGGGUUUGUCAAGUUUAAGCUGUCACUUACAAAUUGCAAGAAAAUCCUCCUCACGUCUGAGAUGCAUAAAACACUUUAUUAAACUGUAUCAGUCCAUCAGAGCAGUCGUCCUCCGCUCGGCUUCUUCUCAGGUCUGCACAAGGUUGUUGUUUUUUUUGUGCUACACUACAGUUCAGUUUGGCAGGAACCCAACCAUCGCUCUGAGGUGCUAUUCAAUUCCAAAAAUCUUGUUGGGAGGAACAUUUUUGGGAUGCACAAAGCUCUGCAGCUGGAGGAAGGCAACAAUAUUCUUCAGCCUGAAAAUCACAUUUUGAUUCUCUGUUGAACAGUUUUUUUGUUUUUGUUUGCUUCACACCUGUUUCAGGUGUUAAUUCAUUGGACACACAGAUUUGAUCAACACUCAUCUGACACUCGAAGCAGCUUUAAAACAAAAGCAAGAAUGAAGAAUUAUUUGGGGUGAAACAACCCAGUCACCAGAAAAUGUUGGCAUUGUGCGUUUCUGCAGAUCACAGAUAAGUUUCAUUUACAUGUUAAUAUGUUGCGGAUACUUUCCAAUAGCACUGUGGUUAACAUGGGGGUCAGGGCACAAAAAACACAAGGUUAUGUUUAGAGAAAGAUCACGUGUUGGCUUGAAAUACACGGUUUUAAGGGAGCAAACACACUGGAAAAGCAGCAGCAGUGUCUCGGAAAAACACAACUACUUUUCAUGGCACCCUCCCUGCUGCAACAACAGCCACAGACCCCUAAAACAAACACAUUUUGGGGCUAAAAAUCAGCUGGAAACACAUAAAUGACUGAAUGACUCGCUAAAUCACAGCUGUGUUGUUGUCGGUCUGCAGGAGGGCCGUCCUGUGUACCAGUUUUUGGGAAUCAAAGCUUCAGUGAGAAAUCUUUGUGGGAUAAAUAAGAAAUAAGGACGUAAAACUACAUAAAAAUGAGCCACCUUGUCAUCUCGCAGGUCGCAGUAACGUAAGCUACAAUAGCUGCUGGGAAAAAGAAAACUUUGCUGUUUACAGUUGCUGUGACCGUUUUCAGGUGAGCUUGUUGGGCAUUUGUGACGUACCCCUUUCCUUUGACGCUAUCUGACACUACAUUUUUGGGAGUCGUCUUUGCAAAUAUCGAAAGUAUUCCAGACCCUUGACGUUUUAGACGUCUUGCUAGCGUAUAUCUGUCAGCCUGUCACAUGUGGUCAAACUGUCACAGUUUCAGUACUGCUGGACUGUUGCUGACUGUCGUUAGAUUCGAGUGAGUCUGAAUCACAAAACUUGGGUAACUAUCUCUUGAUCUAUGGGAUCUUUGGGAUAAUAUAUCUUUAGCUGUAUAUAAGAAAAUGAAGCAUUUAAAUACUGCUUUUAAACGGCGAUUACCAUGGCGAAGCUUUGAAGCGUUCAGGUGAUUCCUAGUCUGCAGCUCGGCAGGCGUCUCGCCCAGGUGACACACCAUCAGACAUCCCCUCCACCUCCUGUCGACAAACUCAGCUUAGAGCUGGGUGACAUGGUUUAAAAAUAAUUAAUUAUUAAUUAUGCCAUAUUUUUAGACGACUACUGAAAUGCAACAUUAAUAAAUGAACGACAGUUACAAUAAAGUUAAAUAAAGUGCUGUUAUAAUAAAGAUAAAAUGAUGGUAUAAUUACAUAAAGCAAAACGGAACCACUGCUGCUUUUAUUUUGAAGCACCCGGCUCAUCUCAGGCAGGAAGUGUUGAUGUUUUUACUGUGAACUUGAAGCUUCCGGUCCACAGUCAGAUGUUAGCAGUUAGCACAAAAUUAAACUGUCUCUGCUGCACUUUUAAGUGUGAUGAUUUAUUCACUGUGAGCAGGAAACAGACUAACAGCUCUGUGGACCAUAACUCGAUCAUAUUAGCAAGUUGCAGUGGUGCUCCAUGGUUGCAAAAUGCAACUAAAUAGUCACGGUCUGGAGAUUUGCAGGUAAAAAGACACUGUUCACACUAUCGUUUCGUUAAGUUAAACUGUUAUUGUGGUGCUGUUAAACAUGAUUUAUCCACUAUAAGCUGGAAACAAAGUAACAGCUGUCCAGUCCAUGUAUUUAUAGCAUUUGCAAAUCACAAUGGUGCUCCAUGGUUGAAAAAUACGUCUAAAUAAUCACGGUGUGGAGAUACAAAAACACAUGAUUCCUCAGUUCACGCUAUUAUUAAUCUCAUUAAGUCAAACUGUUGUUGUGGUGCUGUAAAACGUGAUGAUUUAUUCACUGUAAGCUGGAAACAAACUAACAGCUCUCCUGUUCACAUAUUAAUAAUUACAGUAAAUCACAGUGGUGCUCCAUGGUCGCAAAAUGCAACUAAAUUGUAACGUUAACGGUGUGGAGCUCUGCAGAUGAGAAACACACUUUGCCUGCUCACAAACUAUCGCUCAGGAGAAAGUGGUCUGGAUGGUCGGAGGAGUGUUCUGAUGUAGUCAUUUUAUACAUCCCACGUGAAACAAGCCGCGAUUUAUCGAGUAUACUUAAUACAUCGCACACCCCUAAGUCGGCUCAUAAGUUAUGUCACUUUAGAAACUUUAAUCUGUAUGAAACAUACAAAUGUAACGUAAUCACGGUCUGCAGAAACAUACAAUGCCAACAUUUUCUUCUGGAGACUCAGCGGAGUGAAAAUGUGACCCUGAGCUGAAGGAGACGAGAGGCGAGUAAGCGUGACCUGCAAAAAUCACAUGACCUGUUCAUCUGACAGGUGACGUGUUCCUGACACUGUAACACCUGAGGUGUACCUGCACUACGUCUCUGUCCUCUGUAGCAGCAGCAGCUCUGAGAUCAGCCAACACCUCACGUAUUUGAUUUCCUGUAGAUGAAGUAUUAAAUUCCACGACACUCUCUUUCCUUUAAAACAAAACUUUAUUGCACCCAGCGGUGACAACACUCAGUGACAAACUGUGUAACUGCUGUCGUCUUGUGUUGCAGGUUUCCUUUAGUUUCAGAGCAGAGGUCAGAAAUGAAUCUGCUCUGAGUCAGAUGUACUGUAGAAAUAAUUUCUCACAGAAUGAAGAUUGUGUUUUGUUUUCUUUUGUAAAUGAAUGUAAAAUGAGAACUCACCUGUGCAGCCAAGGUAAACUGGAGCUCACUGGAGGCGAUGUGAACGCCCCAGCAGCCUGCUGUCGUCAGUCCCUGCGUGGCCGGCGGUGACAGCGCGGCCAACAGACAGCACAGUUACAGCGAGGUCACGGGGUCACGCCGUGUAAGAGCCGCUUUGUCUUGUUGGAGAUGUGCUGAGAAAGAUGUAACGUCUGCGGCCCGGACGAUGCAAACCCUCGUCUCCUUCUGCCUGAUGGUCGGAGCGGCCGAGCAGAUCCUGGGUCUGAUAGUGUCUACAGUUUGAUCUCAGACGUUUGUUCUUACCUCCAUGGUUUGAGACAUUCGUCCUGUGAGGCCGGUCUCACAUUCAGAUCUCAGCAUCAGCAGCAGGCUGAAAAACAAACUCUAUUAUCUGUAAAUACUGUUUGACCCGAAUCUGUCGUCAGCAGCUUCACACGGGGUUCCUACACCGCCGCUCCGCACGGUCUCAGAAGUGAUUAAGAAAAUGUAGAGAGGGAAAAAAAAAGUUCCACAUUCAGCAGUUAUUCAGGACUUUUGACCCUGGCUCCGCCCACACAGGCGUUUUCAUUUAUUCUGGACUGAUGAGACGUCUCUUCAGGUGUGUGUGGGCGUCUGCAGACGUCUCCUUCGCUGUCCUCUACACCUGUUAGGGCGGGACUGAAUUAGACCUCCAUGGUGGGGCCUGACAGGACGACCCAAAGUCUAAACUUGGGUAAAUCGUCACAUUAACCUUGAUCAUGAUAAAUGUAACGUCCUGCUUUAAAGGAGCCGCAGCAAACCUGCGACUGUUUCCUCCCUCAGAUCCUGACGUCUGUUAAAUCACGUUUUGUUCAACUGGCUUUGAACCAAAUCUCUGUGGUUUGAAGUUGUACUCUUACGGACAUCAGCCAUUUUCACUGUUUACUGAUAGCCUUCAGCCGUGUCACAGCUGUGUGAAAGGCGCCCAGCGGAGGUCUGAACCAAGCCCCGCCCACCAAAAACAUCAUGUUAUUUACGAACAGUAAAAGGGUCUAUUUUACUGUGCUGUGUCGUGGAAAAACACCUCACCAGUCUGUCUCUGAUUGGUCACAGUUGCUCAUCUGGAAACAGCAUAUCUGAAGCGUCCUGUGUGGGAGUGACUGGAGUUUAAACUCCACAGUGUUUCUUUAAAAGCACCUUCUUCCCGUGAGCAUCCCGGCGUCCUGACCGAGAGCCCAUCCAAGUGACAAAUCCAAACCUAAGAGCACAAUACAACCUUCACCCUGUCAGAGAGAGCCGGGCUCACCGAGGUUAAGUACUGUCUCAGCCCGGGCCUGUUGGUAAACACCAGCUCAGCUGCGUGUCGCCGCUCUGAUGUUACAUUUCAGGAUUCCUGGGUCCUAAAGUUCAGAUUUUCCACAUGAUUACCUCUCGCCACCAUUUGGAGCCGGCAGAGUGUGAAGUGGCCCCGAGCUGCUGAAAACAUCUGAGAGGGAGUGUGUGUGAAGGGAAACGUGUAGGAACCCUGUGCGCCAUCGAGCCUCCGCACCCGCGUCAGAUUAAAGAGUCGCCCCGCUUUCCAAGCCUCAAACUUUAUAGGGUAACUUAAACUUUACAGCGGCCUUAUUUCAGCUCAUUAAUCUCUGUAUUAACCGAUAAACAUGUACAGCAACAACACAUAUUUAUAAAGUGUGACGACUUACUGGAGAUCUUCUAAUAUUCACAGUACGAGUAGAGUUUCUUUCUCCGACACUGGCAGCAUUAAUCUGUAUUUAAAAGCUUUAGUACACAGGUUAAAGCAUCAGAAUAAGGUCAUUGUAAAAGCCCCUCCUUCUUUCUCUCCGCCUCUCUUUUGUAUAGUGGCAUUAUAUAUAUACUGAGGAAGUAGUUUGUUAAUAUGUAUAAUUUAGCAGUUGCUGUUUUUUUGUAAAUAAUGAGAAAGUAUUGUGAAUGGCAUUUGUUGAAUGGUUUUAAAAAUCAUUUAUGGCGAACCUCUCCAGGCUUUUAUAAAUGUGACUGCAGUACAUAGCAUAUUUUGUAUGUAAGACGCAGUGUAAAGACGAACAAGCAUUACUAGAAGCUGAUGAACCUACGUGUAAAAGUUGAGGAUAAUAGCUUACUGAACUUGUAAUUACUGAUGUACAGAAAAGAAUGACAGAACAUUUUUGUCUAUUAUUAAAUGUGAAAAUCCA
Molecule: messenger RNA, 8071 nt
Organism: Epinephelus moara (kelp grouper)
Lineage: Eukaryota; Metazoa; Chordata; Actinopteri; Perciformes; Serranidae
Product: attractin-like
Exons: 3
Coding region: 80-433 (117 amino acids)
Source: RefSeq, a predicted model, not a curated record